AUGUGCCUGGGGUUAAACUAUGCUCGAUACGCGAUAGAAUCAAAUCUUCCCGUAUGCGCCUUUCCCAUCAUCUUCACAAAGCCGCCCGACGCCCUCGCAGGCCCCCACAAUCCCAUCAUCGUCCACCAUGACGCGCAGGACAAGCUAGACUACGAGGGUGAACUCUGCGUCAUAAUUGGUCGGGACGUCAAGAACGCGACUCUCGACAACGCCCUGGACUAUGUCCUCGGGUACGCCGCAGGGAACGACGUGACCGCCCGCAACUUCCAGAUCCCCGGCGCCUCGGGCGGCCAGUACUCCUACUGCAAGUCCUUUGAUGGUUUCGCUCCUAUCGGGCCGGCCGUCUGGUCGCCGAGUGUCAUUCCGGAUCCGCAUGCGUUGCGGUUCCGCACCAGGGUCAACGGGAAGGUCGUCCAGGAGACGGAGACUUCUGAUAUGAUUUGGUCGGUGGCGCAGGUUAUCGUGCAUCUUUCGCGAGGGACGACGUUGAGGAAGGGGACUGUGAUUAUGAUGGGCACGCCUGGGGGCGUUGGGUACUCGCGCGGUGUGUUUUUGAAACAUGGGGAUGUUGUUGCAGUUGAGAUUGAUGGUCUCGGGAGGAUCCAGAACGAGAUUGUGUUUGAGGGAGCCCAUGUAGCGUAA
Colletotrichum abscissum is the source of this 642-nucleotide messenger RNA. RefSeq names its product fumarylacetoacetate hydrolase. NCBI's taxonomy places the organism in Eukaryota, Fungi, Ascomycota, Sordariomycetes, Glomerellales, Glomerellaceae. The record is from RefSeq and is a predicted model, not a curated record. The transcript is spliced from 2 exons. Gene Ontology annotation, molecular function: acetylpyruvate hydrolase activity. The coding region runs from base 1 to 642 and encodes 213 amino acids.